This is a messenger RNA of Balaenoptera acutorostrata (minke whale), 591 nucleotides long. Its product is annotated as ATP synthase subunit g, mitochondrial-like. Gene Ontology annotation, biological process: proton motive force-driven ATP synthesis. The coding region runs from base 1 to 591 and encodes 196 amino acids. NCBI's taxonomy places the organism in Eukaryota, Metazoa, Chordata, Mammalia, Artiodactyla, Balaenopteridae. The record is from RefSeq and is a predicted model, not a curated record. Gene Ontology annotation, molecular function: proton transmembrane transporter activity. The transcript is spliced from 4 exons.
AUGCAAGGAGCCCUGUGGAGCUUGGCUGGGCUCGGCCGCAGCAGUGACGGUGACAGCCGCAAAGAGCGCCCUCCUCGGGACGGGCAGAGCGAGCGUCUAGCAACGAAAACCUGGCUGCGUCACCCCGUCCAGCUUAAGGGCUGUCUCCAAACUCCCGCAACCGCGGUCACCGCCUCCCCGCUAGGGCUGGGCCUGGCGGCCCGCUCUCCACGCUCAGGUCCUGGCGAGGCCCUCCCCGCUGCCCAGGCGGCGCUCCCGGCCCCCUCGGCGCCCAGAACCACAGCCCAGUUUGUCCGUAACCUCGCGGAGAAGGCCCCAGCGCUGGUCGACACUGCUAUGACUUACUUGAAGCCUCGACUGGCCAUACUUUGGCACUAUGCCAAGGUUGAGCUGGUCCCUCCAACCUCUGCUGAGAUCCCUACAGCUAUUCAGAGCUUGAAAAAAAUUGUCAGUGGUGCUCAAACCAGUAGCUUCAAACAGCUCACAGUUAAGGAAGCUCUGCUGAAUGGUUUGGUGGCCACUGAGGUGUGGACGUGGUUUCAUGCCGGCGAGAUCACAGGCAAGCGUGGCAUCAUUGGCUAUGAUUUUUGA